Messenger RNA from Asparagus officinalis (garden asparagus), 1377 nucleotides. RefSeq lists its product as uncharacterized. Lineage: Eukaryota; Viridiplantae; Streptophyta; Magnoliopsida; Asparagales; Asparagaceae. The record is from RefSeq and is a predicted model, not a curated record. Bases 1 to 1377 code for a protein of 458 amino acids. The transcript has 4 exons.
AUGGCCGCCGAUGACUUGAUUUGUAUGGUGUCUUUAGGCGAGAAGGCCAUAUUUAUGAAGCUCUGCUCGACAACACGGUUUUAUGAACUGAAAUUUGAUGUGGCUGAAAGAAUGAAAGUACCUAAAGAAGCUUUAUCAUUGGUAUAUAAAUCCGAGAGGCACCCCAACUUGACUUUUUCGGUUGACAACGAAGAUGACUUGAAGUGCAUGUUGGAGUACAAUCGAAAUGUCGGUUGUACAGAGAUUCACAUGCUCGCUGUUGUUAAUAGUGCUGUUAAUAAAGAGUGUUCCAGUUCUGAAAUAAACCAGAAAGUUAUUGGUGGAAUCAGUGAUGCCUCUUUGAAUGAAGAAUAUUGUCAUCCCCCUUCUGGCGGAAAUGCUUCCAAUUCAGAGAGAAUCCCAACUGAUUGCCCGUCUGGUGAGAUUACGUUGCAAUACUAUUCCAUGGCGAAAAAGUUUGACUACGACUCUGUAAAGAAUGAACCUAAACGUAUCCGAGUUAUUUGUCGAUAUAAGGAGACUUAUGGAUGCCCUUGGAUGCUGUUUGCAUCCCCUGUAAAAAAUGAAAAAAGAAUUGAAAUCAAAAGGUUUGUGAAUGAACAUAGUUGCGGACAACAUACUAACUUGUCAGGGCAAUCACGGGCAUCUCGUAGAUUUGUAGCAGAACAAUUGCGACCUGUCUUAAAGGUUCGACCUGAAAUCCGCCCAAAGGAUGUGCAAAAGGAGUUCCUCACUCGAUAUGGAUUGAGACUUGAAUACAGUACGAUAUGGUGGGGCAAAGAAAGAGCGCAUGAGGCUAUGUACGGUGAUAGUUAUAAGUCUUACGAUCAAUUAAGAUGGUAUGAGCAAAAGGUGAAGGAAACAAAUCCAGGAAGCUACAUUUGCAUUGACCAGAAUGAAGGAAGGUUCAAAAGACUGUUUAUAUGUUAUGCUGCUUGCAUCGUUGGUUUCUUAAAUGGGUGUAGACCUCUAUUAUUUUUGGAUGGGACCUUCUUGAAAGAUAGAUACAAAGGCCUGCUCCUGAGCGCUGUAGCAUAUGAUGGAGACCAAGGGAUAUUUCCACUUGCGUAUUGCAUAUGUGAUCAGGAAAACGUUGAUAAUUGGAGAUGGUUCCUGCAAGGCUUGUGGUCUAUACUGUACGAAAGGCCAGACCCAUAUAAUCCUCCCCAUCAACUGGUUAUUAUUUCUGAUGCCGACAAGGGAAUCCAAGAAGCGGUGAGAGAAUAUUUUACUGAAGCAAUUCACUCAAGAUGUGUUCUGCACCUGGUUGAAAAUUUUAGAUAUAAGCUAAAGGAUUUGGGAUUGAAGGCAAAGGACACACAUGUUUUGGGGAAUUUGCUCCAAUCAGCUUGCUAUAAAUACACUGUUGCGGAAUAG